AUUUGAACUGAGUCCUUGACCAGCCUUGUUCUCUUUGUCGCAAUAAUAACCACGGCUCCCGUGGCCAGUUUUCGCAUCCUCGACAUUCGCCUAUUCUACCGACAUAUACAAUGACAACGGAAGCAACCUUAGCCAUUAUAUUCGGAAUCAUGACACUCAUUGCAACAAUUGCUGGAAUUCAUUAUCGAGAUUCACUCUGCUGCGUUCUUUUCCAGAAUGCUCAAGGAGCUUGGUACCAAGGUAUAGGCGCAAUGACCAUUGCGUUGCUACACUGA
Molecule: messenger RNA, 275 nt
Organism: Lindgomyces ingoldianus
Lineage: Eukaryota; Fungi; Ascomycota; Dothideomycetes; Pleosporales; Lindgomycetaceae
Exons: 1
Coding region: 111-275 (54 amino acids)
Source: RefSeq, a predicted model, not a curated record